ACUCUCACUUCUUCCGCCUGCUUCUUGCGCAAUGUCUGUCCACGAGCUUUACGCCCAGAACAAUGAGAAGUAUGCUGCGGCGUUCGACAAGGGCUCGCUGCCCAUGCCACCUGCGAAGCAUGUUGCGAUAGUGACGUGCAUGGAUGCACGCGUCGAGCCUGCGUCGCAGCUAGGCAUCAACUUGGGCGAUGCGCAUGUCAUUCGCAACGCAGGCGGCCGAGCGCAGGAUGCCAUCCGCAACUUGAUCAUAUCUCAACGCUUGCUGGGAACACGAGAAAUCAUCGUCUUCCACCACACAGACUGCGGAAUGUUGACCUUCACGACGGAUCAGCUCAAGCAGAUCGUGAAGGACGCCUCGCCUGGAGACUCUGCAGUGGCCUCGGCAGUCGACAAGUUCGACUCGUUCCUCGACUUCAAGGACUUGGAGGGCUCUGUGCGGGAGGACGUCGACUUCUUGAAGAGUCAUCCGUUGAUCCUCAAGGAUACGCCGGUAACCGGCUGGAUAUACGACGUCAAAUCAGGGAAGAUUUUGCGUGUUGUGUAGUCGAGUCGCCUUAGUCAAGAUGUAGCGAAUCUUGUAUCAUAAUCAAAUAUCCCUAAGGAUGCGUCCGUCAGUUUUCGUCAAGCCUCGAGCGCGGAACAAAGGCAAAACCAUGUCACAUGCGUGGUCGGGAAGUUCAACCUGGCCACGUGAAAAUCACGGCUUUCGGUCUGCAGUGGGUGUCCUGGGCCAACUCGUAGGCAAGGCCGCA
This is a messenger RNA of Schizophyllum commune H4-8, 752 nucleotides long. Its product is annotated as carbonic anhydrase. NCBI's taxonomy places the organism in Eukaryota, Fungi, Basidiomycota, Agaricomycetes, Agaricales, Schizophyllaceae. The coding region runs from base 32 to 544 and encodes 170 amino acids. Gene Ontology annotation, molecular function: zinc ion binding; carbonate dehydratase activity. The record is from RefSeq and is a predicted model, not a curated record. The transcript is spliced from 5 exons.